UCCUCCUUGCGGUUCAGGGGCGGGGGACAGAGGACGCACAGAAGGGAGUAGCUUUGUUAAGCAAUGUAAUCUAAUAUCGACACACCGGUCACUCUUGCAGGAAAAUGUGCACUGCAGGAGUACGGUCAUUUUACUGAAAAUAAUUAUCUGGUUUGGUAUCUGGAAAGUGGAAGCAAAAUAUGUUCAUUCAGGAAACGAGCAUGGUGCUCACUUGAACUUCGGGUCUUCUGCUGCGUCGCUUGCUCAACUGACAGUCCAGCUGCAGGAAUACUCGGUCCGGAUAAAGGAUAACCUUACUCAGAAAAAAACGGAUGCUGAGCAAAUUGUCUUACUGUCGGUAGUUUCUGAACUUUUUCAUCCGGGACUUUUUGUGGUAUUGAAGCGCCGCUAUUCGCACACUGACGUAGGAUUACAUUCGCAAGAACCACUUCACGAUUUACUGCAGCAGAAAAUUACGAACGAAAAUAACUGAAUGUUUUUUCUCAGAACAAUGCACAACUCAGUAGUGCUGUUGCUUUUGAUUCUAGGUUGGAGUGAAGGCUCCACGCUGCUCUAUUUCGAGAGCAGGACCAACCCCUUGUCCUUGGAGAAGAACUUUGGACGGCAGCCCAAGGACAACCAGUGCUCCCACAUGCUGAAACAUCUCCACAAUGGGGCACGGAUCUCCGUGCAGAUGCCCCCUAACAUUGUGGGUCACUGGGUGUCCACCAGCUGUGAGGUGAGGCCUGGCCCAGAAUUCAUCACCAGGUCGUACCGGUUCUACCAGAACCAGACCUUCAAGGCCCACCAGUUCUAUUACGGGGACAACCACUGCACCACGCCCGCCUACACCCUGGUGAUCCGCGGCCGCCUGAAGCCACGACAGGCUUCCUGGAUCACGCGCGGGGGCACGGAGGCCGAGUACCAGGUCCACCGGAUCCAGCUGGCGUGCCACAGCGAGGCGGCGGCCAGGGACCUCGCCCCACGCCUCAGCCGCGCCUGCCGGGGGGCGGAGCCCUGGGCACCGGGCGUGGCCUACGACCUGCUGAGCGAGGAGGGCAGCUGCGACUGCUCGCGCGGGCUCAACUUCGCCAUGCACGAGCUGCAGCUGCUGCGCGUGGAGAAGCAGUACCUGCACCACAACCUGGACCACCUGGUGGAGGAGCUCUUCCUGGGGGACAUCCACACAGAGCCUGCGCAGAGGAUGUACUACCGGCCCUCCAGCUACCAGGCCGCCCUGCAGAACGCCAAGAACCAUGACCAGACUUGCAUCGCUUGCCGCAUCAUUUACCGGUCGGACGAGCACCACCCGCCCAUCCUCCCUCCCCGAGCAGAGCUGACCGUCGCCCUGCACGGCCAGUGGGUCAGCCAGCGCUGUGAGGUCCGUCCUGAGGUGCUCUUCCUCACCCGCCAUUUUGUCUUUCAUGACACCAACAACACCUGGGAAGGACACUACUUCCACUACUCUGACCCUGUCUGCAAGCACCCCACCUUCACCAUCUACGCCAGGGGGCGCUAUAGCCAUGGCCGUCACUCCACCCACGUCAUGGGCGGGACUGAAUUUGUCUUCAAAGUAAGCCACAUGCGUGUGAGGCCCAUGGACUUGGCCACCACCUCCCUACUGAAUGUCUUCAGUGGGGACGAGUGUGGGGUGGAGGGGUCCUGGCAGAUAGGCGUGGAGCAGGACGUCACGCUCACCCAGGGAUGUGUGGCCCUGGGUAUCCGGCUGCCCCACACCGAGUAUGAACUCUUCCGCAUGGAGCAGGAUGCCCACGGACGCUACCUCCUGUACAACGGGCAGAGGCCCAGCGAUGGCUCCAGUCCUGACCGGCCAGACAAGAGGGCCACGUCCUACCAGAUGCCCCUAGUCCAGUGUUCCACCAGCAGCCAGGGGUCGGAGGUCACUGACCAGCCCCUGCGGCUCAGGGGUGGCUGUGGACAGCUUCGCAGCAGCCUCUUGGGGGACAUGCUCUGCACUUUGCUGGUCACCCUAAUUUUCCUGCGUCCAGGCUGAGACAAGCAGCCCUUUGUUUUUUUUCCACAGCGUGGAGAUGGUACAGAGAGUACAGACAGAGGUCUCGGCCCUCAAAAUGGAGACUGUUUACAUGAUGCACUUGAGUGGCUUGAACGUUUGCUCUUUUUUAAUGCUGUGGGAGCAAGAGUCAAGAAUCAUAGGUCAAGGGUCAAGAGGGACAUGAACACUUUCUUUGGUGCCUGUCAUUUGAUCCUCAUCCAGUGGAGACUCAGAAUUGCUUUGCCACGGUAACAGCACUUUAGUAGACUAGUUCUAUGAAGAGUAUGUGUACAUCAUACAGGGACACAGGAAGUGGUUUUAUAUGCUGUACAUACCUAUAGAUGUUUAAAAGGGGUCUGUAAAGUAAGGUCACUGAUAUAUUCAUACACUGAAAAUAUUUUUCUACCAUGAAUGGUUGAGAUGAAUAAAGUAAAAGUGCUGCAUACAUCUUCGGAAAAGCUCUGAAAAUGUUUGAUGCUGAAUAAAAUGGAAUUUGUGAAUAGAAUGGAAUGCUGCAUAAAACGUGGCACUUCUAUCAAUGUCUUCAUUGAUUCAUAGCGAUAACAGCUGCAGACUUGUCGGAUUUCCUGCUCUGUAGAAUAGAUCAUUUGUCCUCAGAACCAGAUUUCAACAUCUAAAAAGUGAAGUGCAUUUUUCUCAACUUCCAACACAUUUCCUUUUUUUCAUUUAUGUGGUUACAUUUAAAUGGUAUUUCAUCCAUCUUUUAAAAAAUUAGAUAUUGAAGUUGAACAAGGGUUAGAAAUGGGGUUAAGGGUUAUAAUUAGGGUUAGGUUUAGGGCUAGGGUUGAGUUUAUGAAAACGAUAAGCAAUAAUGGUUGAGUUAGGAUGUAGGUUAUGUUUAGAAAGGGUCAGAGCAAGCCUUUACAGAGCGGACACAAAUCCAAAAAUGGACACAUUUCCUGUUGUGUGGAGCAUGUGUCAAUGUCAGAAAUUGCAGUUUUGUGUUGGACAAUGGACAUAAUUUAGUACACGGAGGUGUUCUGGUCCAGACACUUGGUAUACAUUACCAGACAUGGCCAUCCACAUCUCAGCACACGCCACAAAAUUUCAGUCCAUGAAUUCAUUGGGAAUGUCUGAGUCCAGAAAUCCUCAAUCAGAAACUGGGAGUAUGGAGAAGCGUAGAAAUGCAUGUGCUGACAUGGGUAAACUACCACUAAUGACCAAUACACCCAAUAUUUCAACUUCCAGAAACUCAUGCAGUGCAGAUUUUGGAUUAAAUUUUUUCACUUUUGGGAUGUAACCCAUAUGUAUAGUGCAGUAAAUUCUUCUGAAUAAAACAUUUCAAAAAUA
Messenger RNA from Anguilla rostrata (American eel), 3304 nucleotides. RefSeq names its product protein APCDD1-like. Gene Ontology annotation, molecular function: Wnt-protein binding. The coding region runs from base 473 to 1993 and encodes 506 amino acids. Lineage: Eukaryota; Metazoa; Chordata; Actinopteri; Anguilliformes; Anguillidae. The transcript has 5 exons. Gene Ontology annotation, biological process: negative regulation of Wnt signaling pathway. The record is from RefSeq and is a predicted model, not a curated record. Gene Ontology annotation, cellular component: plasma membrane.